Molecule: messenger RNA, 1629 nt
Organism: Doryrhamphus excisus (bluestripe pipefish)
Lineage: Eukaryota; Metazoa; Chordata; Actinopteri; Syngnathiformes; Syngnathidae
Source: RefSeq, a predicted model, not a curated record
CUGUGUGUGUCUAACCGGCCGCCAUUACUGCUCACUCUCACAGCGGAGUAGCCUUCCGCGGUGCAUGCCGGGACAACCCGUCCACUGCAAAUGCGAAACGUUCACGACAAAUGGAAAAAUCGGAUAUCACAUGGACUGCGGCGCACAAGUAGCUGAAGGGGAAAAUUAAUAAAAACUACAUUGAAAAGAGCCACCACGACCCACCAAAUACCAAGAGACUGUUAUCCUAAUCAAAUGUGUACCACCAAGAGACGUUUGCAUUUUAUGUAAAUAAUGGUCGAAUACACGAAACACAAAUUUCCUGGAACGCUACUUGGAGAGCGAGCAUGACAUGCGUGUAAAAGUCUGGCUAGCUGGCUAGCAAAAACGCUCAGCUCGUUCCUUCGGCGCUUGAUUAGUUAUUUUAAACAAUAUCGUUAUCCUGCUACUUGUGUCGAAUGUCUGUCUUUAAUGACAAUUUAACAUUUUUCUCAGUAGCGAUUUGACUGUCACUAUUUGACCUAAAGUGAUUAAGACAAUGUAGCUUGUGUGGGCUAACAGCAGACAGCUAGUUGACAAUGUUUUUGUAAACAGUGGCUAAUACUGCUGAAAGGUGGAGGUUACAUCCAGUGUAAAUAUUCUGUUUUCAUGAAAAACUACCCAAACCGGAAGUCUAAAACCACUACGCGGAAGUGACAUCACCUCAACCCGCAGAAGGUUUUGUUGAAUGCACUUAACCAAUCAGCUUUGUGGUCCAGUUGGAGGAUGAUCACCUUCAUCCUGAUGGUGAACCGCCAGGGUCAGACUCGUCUAUCCAGGUACUACCAGCCAGUCAAGCUCAGCCAGCGUGCGGCGCUGGAGGCCGAUGUGGUCCGAUGCUGUCUGAGCCGUAAGAGAGACCAGUGUUCCUUUGUGGAAUACAAAGACUUCAAACUGGUGUUCCGCCAGUAUGCUGCACUCUACAUCGUGGUGGGCAUCACAGAAGAUGAGAACGAACUGUCAGUUUAUGAGCUGCUGCAGAACUUUGUGGAAGUUUUGGAUAAAUAUUUCAGUCGAGUGGUGAGUUGGGUGUUCCAAUGCUGGAGGUGUAUAGGGAAUGUUGAGUUUAUAAAUUAUAGUCUGACUUCCUGUUUGUGUCCCAACAGAGCGAACUGGAUGUAUCCUUCCAGGUCAGGGGUGGGCAAACUACGGCCCGGGGGCCACAUGCGGCCCACCAAGCGUUUGAAUCCGGCCCGCCAGUUGCUUUCUAAGUAACUUCAACUUUUAACAUACAAACUGGCAACAUGACUUGCAAGUCGGAUGUCUGAUUUAGUCAAAAAUAAACAACAAAACUGUAAAAUUAAAUGACAUAGUUUGAUGUGGUGUGAUGUUUAAAGUGCUCCUAAAAAAGGGACAUGAGAACAUACAACUGAUAUAGGAUAACACUUUUACAGAUAAAAUUAGACAAAUAAUUCAAGGAAAAUGAUAAGCAUAAAAUAGUGUCUGUGUGUUAAAUACGUAUAUGUUCUGGACCCCCAGACAAUUUUGUUAACUCAAUGCGGCCCUCGAGUCCAAAUAUUUGCCCACCCCUGUUCCAGGUCAUGUGACCUGACAGAUACUCAUCAGUGUGUGAUGGCAAAGGCAAAAAAAAGAACACUGUUGGACGCAAUU